AUGCUUUUUCGAAUCUUGGCGCUUCCGGCUACUGUUGCGGCUUCUGUUAUCUCCCCUCGGUCGUCGGGAACGACCUGCGAGAAUCCAGCUGUUAGAAAGGAGUGGCGUACUCUAUCAACCGACGAGAGGAAUUCUUAUAUCAGCGCUGUAAAAUGUCUGGCUACGAAGCCUUCCAUGCUCGGCUUGAACACGACGCUAUAUGACGACUUUCCAUAUGUGCACAAUGCUCUUAACGAUGACAUUCACUUUGUAGCCAGUUUCCUCCCAUGGCACCGCUAUUUUGUGCACAUAUAUGAGCAAACACUUAAAGAUUGCGGCUACACUGGAGUUGCAGCGUAUUGGGAUUGGACCCUAGACUCCGACGACACUUCCAAGUCGUCCAUCUGGGAUCCUAUUACCGGCGUGGGCGGUAACGGAAGCCCUGAAAAGACCGUUCAGAUAGGCUGGAGCACUUACAAGUGCGUGGUAGACGGGCCGUUCAAAGAUCUCGUCCCCGCCUACGUGACUAAUACGUAUCAACCUCAUUGUCUGAGGCGCACUUUCAACAACGGCACCGAGCAGAUUGGCAAUAUGCUCAGCGAGGCUUACACUCCCGACGCCGUAGCCAAGAUCAACGCCCUCACCGACUACGUCAACUUCCACAACAAGCUUGAGGGAGGACCGCACGGCGCGAUUCACAGCGCGGUAGCAGGCGACAUGAUGCCGGCCACUUCGCCAAACGGCAAGUUUUCCGAGGACCCGGAGACCCGGACAAAUGCGUACGGCGGCAUCAAGACUCAGAGCAGGCCUGGACAGCCGGCGCCCGCUGAAGCUACGCUGGAUGAUAUCCUGCCCAUGGCCAAGCUUGCGAAAGACAUCCCUGUUCGAGAUGUAAUGUCCACCCAGACCGAUCUGCUCUGCUAUACCUACUAA
Molecule: messenger RNA, 912 nt
Organism: Daldinia caldariorum
Lineage: Eukaryota; Fungi; Ascomycota; Sordariomycetes; Xylariales; Hypoxylaceae
Product: Di-copper centre-containing protein
Exons: 4
Coding region: 1-912 (303 amino acids)
Molecular function (GO): oxidoreductase activity
Source: RefSeq, a predicted model, not a curated record